AUGGCUUCCGAUCUAGAUACCCUAAUUGACAUGGGCUUUGAGCGGGCUCGGGCUGAGCUCGCCGUCAAAAAGUCCGGAGGACUGCAGGGAGCUCUGCAGUGGCUAGAAGACAACCAGGACAAGUCACUCGAGGAAAUCCAAGCUGCUCAGGCCGCGGCCCAAGAUGACGACGAGGACGAGGAUGAGACCAAGGCAAAGAUUGCCGAGCUGGAGACGGGCGAGUCGGCCAAGUCUCUCAUCUGCAACGAGUGCGGGAAGCGGUUCAGGAACCACGACUUGGCCAGUUACCAUGCCACCAAGACUGAGCAUACAGACUUCUCCGAGUCAACGGAGGAAAUUGCGCCUUUGACUGAGGAGGAGAAAAAGGCAAAGCUCGAAGAGCUGAGAGAACGACUCAAGGCGAAGAAGGCUUCUCAGGUGGACCAAGACAAGGAGGAUGCAAAGCGUAACGAGAAAAUACGACAAAAGUCUACAAAGGAGACUCAGGAAGCAAAGGAGGAGUUGGCACGCAAGGAGCAGAUCAAAGAGGCUAUGCAGAAGCGAAAGGAGAAGCUUGAGGAGGCCGAAGCCAAGAAGCGCAUCAAGGCCAAGAUCGAAGAGGACAGAGCCGAGCGCCGCCGCAAAGCCGAGGAAGCAAAGGCCGCUCGUGAAGGCAGAGCGCCCGAGGCUGCGUCUUCAUCCUCCUCUGCUCCCGCCGCCGCUGCUGCACCCCCACGGCCCAAGGCAGAUCACACGGAGGCGAAGCUGAAGCUGCAGACAGACUCGGGGAACAUCAUGAAGACGCUGCCGGCAGAGACGACGCUGUUUGAGCUUGCGCAACAGCUGCAGAGCGAGACUGGCAAGCCUGUGACGACAUUUACGACAACCUUUCCCAGGAAGACAUUUCAGGGAGAUGUGGACAUGUCCAAGACGCUCAAGGAAGCAGGACUUGUGCCUUCAUCUGUGCUUAUUGUAAAAUAG
Trichoderma aggressivum f. europaeum is the source of this 960-nucleotide messenger RNA. RefSeq lists its product as uncharacterized. Gene Ontology annotation, biological process: negative regulation of protein K48-linked deubiquitination; negative regulation of protein ubiquitination; negative regulation of proteasomal ubiquitin-dependent protein catabolic process. The transcript is spliced from 4 exons. Gene Ontology annotation, molecular function: K48-linked polyubiquitin modification-dependent protein binding. The coding region runs from base 1 to 960 and encodes 319 amino acids. NCBI's taxonomy places the organism in Eukaryota, Fungi, Ascomycota, Sordariomycetes, Hypocreales, Hypocreaceae. The record is from RefSeq and is a predicted model, not a curated record. Gene Ontology annotation, cellular component: cytoplasm; nucleus.